CUGGAAUGGUCGGAUACUUGUAUUUGAAAUCAGGGUUUGAUUAUCUGUACGAAGACGUCCAAGACAGAUAGCAACGAUCAUGAUUACAAUGCAACUGCUCCUGACUUUGUCUGUAAUGCUGGGUGUCACCAAUGGUUACGGACAUAACACCAAACCUUUCAACCCAACCGUGACAGUAAGAAAAUGUAACAGAAACAAGCUCGUCGUCCACAUGAAAAACGCUACGGAAGGAGGCAUACUCUAUAUAUUAGGAAAGGGACCCGGAUGUAAACAUAGAACUUCGGAAAGUUUACAUGAUUAUGCCUUUCGAUUUGACACCUGCAAAGUAGAUUUGAGUAAAAUGUUUCGUGUGAUUGUACAACAAAGGUCGUAUGCGCAGACAGCUAGCGAUAAGACAGUACAGGUGAUUUGCGCUAUUGAUAUGUCCGACCCCAACUCUAUUGAUGUAUCCGACUUCAACUCAGAUCACACAAGUCACAGAGACAGUAGGUCCGGUGCAGAUGGACAACACACACGUCAGCCAUCAAACACGGGUCCAAUAGAUUACAUACAAUCUAAGGGAAAUGAAGAACAAACGUCAGCUAAAUAUGCAACAUCUCCGGUGUCUGCUGACGAGAACAACGACAAUGUUCACUACGACACCAUCUACAGAACCAACUACGGCAACAACCACGAUACCAACUUCUAA
This is a messenger RNA of Mizuhopecten yessoensis (Yesso scallop), 688 nucleotides long. RefSeq lists its product as uncharacterized. Bases 80 to 688 code for a protein of 202 amino acids. Lineage: Eukaryota; Metazoa; Mollusca; Bivalvia; Pectinida; Pectinidae. The transcript has 6 exons. The record is from RefSeq and is a predicted model, not a curated record.